Molecule: messenger RNA, 1727 nt
Organism: Ilex paraguariensis (yerba mate)
Lineage: Eukaryota; Viridiplantae; Streptophyta; Magnoliopsida; Aquifoliales; Aquifoliaceae
Source: the annotation of a GenBank genome assembly
GAGACAACGACGUCGAAACUUUCAGAUAUUCAUAUACUCCUUUUUUUCCGUCCCCGGAGAGCGCCACCCACCUCAUAUCAUUACCAAAAACCUACCCAAUUUGAUCAAAUCGGAUAAAUCUAUGUUCCCUCUCCCUCCGGCGAGCGCAUUUUACACAUUUUGUAUGAUUUUAUUCAGUUUUACGAUUCGAUUAUCCAUCCAAAUGCCAGAUUCGUAUGUUUUGUAGCUAGGGAUUUUUGGGUUUUUGGCUGAACAAUCUUAUCUAUUUUUGUAUUCGCUCCCAAUUGUUAACGUUUUUGCACAAAGGGGCUGUGAUAUUGGGGAGCUAUGACGUCGCAUUUCGAUCGGUGGGAGAAAGAUCCUUUCUUCUCUGCAGCGGAAGAAGUUCAGGAAUCUGCCGACAGGAUGGAAUCGACUUAUAGAACAUGGAUUCACGCAACCAAGGACUCUUCCGGUACUUGGAAUUCCGAAGAACUCGGCAGGGACCUAUAUACUGCCCUUGGCACUUGCAAAUGGCAGUUGGAGGAAUUUGAACGAGCAGUUAGGUCCAGUUACACUGAUAGUGCAACGGAUGAUGCAAAAGACAGGCAUCAAGAAUUCAUUAUAGUAAUGAAGAGCCAGAUUUCAAAAGUGCAAAAUUCUUUACACGAGUCUGCUGUUUCAACAGGCAAGCCACCUCUUCCAUGGGUGUGGUUGGAUGAGGGAGAAAGCAAUGAGCUUGCAUUGUUUAUUUCAGGACCAUCUACUUCUGGGGGCAAAACAUUUCUAAAAGUUCAUGUUAAGGACCGACAAACAUUGAACCAACAUGAGACUGAUAAACAAAUGGCAUCCCACCAUUUGAAGAAUUUGUCUCACUUGGUGGAGGGGGAGGUUAGGGAGGAGAAGGUUCCUGGGCAUCGGAGGACGGCAAGUGCUAGUGCUGACAUUGGUGCCUGGAAGAUUGCAGUCAAUGAUGAUGCUUUUGUGCAGAGUUCCUCCAAUGUACAGCCUGAGCCAACUCCUCGAAAGAUUCCAAGUUUUUCGGGGUUCCUAAAUACCAUGGAGUCUGCAUCGAAGUUGAAGUGGUCAAAGAAUGUUUACAGGAAGUUGAAGAUUACAGAUCACCAAGAAGCUGAUAUCUCAUUACCAAAAUCUGAGCAUUUGACUAGAGGCAUUAAUGCAUGCUAUGAAAGAAGUAAGAGUUGCCUUGAAGGUUGUGAUGAGUGUUAUGACAAGCAACUCUAUGGUUGGUAUGGAUCCAUUCAGAGACAGCUUCAAAGGUCUCAGUAUCACAUGCAAUAUGGUCGACCCAUUCAAGUGGUGUUUUGGAUUGUUUUCCUACUAUGCUUGAUUGUUUUGGUUGCAUUUCGUGCGAUCUGAGAAGGCGAUGGAUUCUUUAUUCAGCAUUCGUAGUCAAGAGUGGUAUUCGGGGUUGGAUAGUUAAAAGAAAAAACUGCUGAGCAUUCUUUACAUUGUUAGCCGGUGGAGGUAGGUGUUCUCUUUAAUGCAGUGUUAUGUUAAUAUUUGUAAGUUGGUGCUCAGAAUUGCACCAUAAAUGCUGUAGUAUUUGUUCGAUGUCUUUUCUGUUUCCAUUUUUUGACUCAGCUGGUGUUGGGAAACUUCUGUUUUACAACCAUUUAAACUUAUAGGUUCGUACCAGUUGCAAGAUCUUGUAAUAUAGUUUCUUUUACUUGGAACUGCACUUUUCCGCUGUAGUUGUAUUUGUAUUUCUAAUACUAAUUAAUGUA